CUGCUGGACGCUCAUUGGCUCUUUUUACUGCCACUUGUACCCUGUGUACCUCUGUAGGUAACAGCGCGUCUUCCUAUGGAGAGGAUUUUGUUUGGUGGCAACUAACCCGCGCGGGGUUAGUGUGUUCACUUAUGCCAUUGUUUUUAUACUAAGUGUUGCUAUCUGAGUUCAUUAUGUGCUCUUUCUCGCGCGGGGCUAAGUCAUAAUGUGACGUAAGCUGCGCGAGGCUGUUAUUAUCAAGUUGUUAUGCUAAGGAGUAUGGUCUCACGUGCAACCUGUUAUGAGGUUUGCGCGACUUUUUGGGACCAUACCCCUUCAAGUCCCCCCAGUCCAGUGCUGCACCAUGCGCAACGCAAGUGGUUGGAGCUCUGGACUUGAUAAAAAUAAGAGAAGGGGAAGUUGUCCUUUUAAUCGCGCGAGGUGUUAGCAGUUUACGUAUAUCUGGCGCGACUCUUGUGACUUCUGCAUGAAGUUACUUGCACGUUUUAUGGCGGGAAACUUCGAAACUUGAACCUCUGACAGGUUGGUGAGAUAAGUCGCUGAGAGCGACGCUUGAGUUGACCCCUGGCACGGAUGUCAUCAUGCCGCCUGCGGCGGUUGCACUUCAUGUCAGGAGAGUGGACGCCACGCGCGCGUGGUAACCGUCGUCCCUGCUUUUCCGCUUGACGUGGCAACCUCUCGUUGGUUGCCCCUGCGGCGAGUGCGGCACGGUUACCCAUCGCAUUAAAUGCGAUGGGUAUAUAUAUCCGAAGAGAAAGGUGAGAGAUUCACUUUCUCUUCGUUUCUUCUCCCUUUUUCUCUUUGAGUCUUCAUAUUGUUCUUCAUCUUCUUCAAACUUUCUUCAAAUCUUCAAACUUUCUUCAAGUUUUUUCCAGCUUUUUCUUGAAAUAUGAGCGAAGAACAUCAAGAAGCUCCUGCUAGUGAGGAGGGGCCAGUCCCAGUCCUGAGAUGGGACUUAGGUUUAUUCGAACAGAUCGUUCGAAGUUUUAGGUUUCCACCGGAGUGGGAUGCCCGGUACCCUGCUCAGGGUCAGACCGCGGCUGAUGCCCCCCCCGGUUACAUUACUUUGUUCGAAGACUUCUUCCUUCAAGGAAACUUCCGGCUGCCGGCGACUAACUUCUUUGGUAGCAUAUUGUCCUACUACAAGUUUCAUAUCUCACAGUUAAGCCCACCUGGGAUGGUGAGGGUGAGGCACUUUGAGUUCUUGUGUCAAUCUCACGGCAUUGAGCCGACGGUGAAUAAGUUUCGUGUCUUCUAUCAACUGCAAAGAACAAUGGGGUUCUUUUCUUUUGCUAGCCGUGGUACGGCUAAGAAGAUUUUGUUGAAUCCUCCCAAGAGUUUCCAUGACUGGAAACCCAAGUUCUUCUUCAUCCGGGAGGAAGUCUUGCCAAUAGCUAUGCCGUUUAGGGAAUGGACCGAGGUUAUACCAAAGGAGGACCUUCCUAUACCGAAGUCUGCUCAGUGGUAUCAGCAACUUACCGCAACCCCUAACCGGGUAUUUGGGGAGAAUGUUCUGGUUGCUGCCAAGAUGAGUGACCAGUGGUCACCUAGUAGCAGGGAACUCCCGGUCUUGAAGAUCGGGGAUCAAGAGACGCAACUCUAUCAGGCUGCCUUCCCAGCCUUUGGUGGCUCCAUGGGCGUUCGCCCUCUGCGCGAUGAUGAGGAAGGCUGGUAUGACCAGAUAAAGGGGAACUUCAUGUUUCCUGCUGCUGACGCCUUCGCCUCGCCGCCGGAUGCAACUGAAGGUGUGUUGCGCGAUCUGGGGGUUGACCCAGAGGAGAAGAAGAAGAAACCUUCGAAGAAGAAAAAGAAGGCGGAUGUUGAAGUGACCAGCAAGGGUCCUGGCGCCAGUCGCGCAACUACUGCUGCUGUCAAAGCUAUGGGAAAGACUGGCGCUGGUGGGUCAAAGGGCUCUGGGAGCGCGGGUUCUCGUAACCCCGAUGCUGACGCAACUCCAUCUCAACCUGAGGAUGAAGAAGAAGAGGAAGAAGAGACUGCCCCGUUGAUUGGAAGAAAGAGGGGUAGAAGCGAGGCGACAACUGGUAUGGCCUCUGCGCCUGUUUCAGUUGUUAUUCCCGUUGUUGGGAAGAAGAGCAAGUUGCGCUCGUUAUACCAGUUUUCUCCUGAGAUCAAGAAGAAGACCCCUGAAAAGGGGGUUAAGUUUGUUGAACCUAGCACGAAAAGACCUAAGGUUGCCACUGAACCUUCCGAUUCUGCUGCGCGUGAUGCUGCGAAAACUGCUGAAGCGCAGCGAAAGGCAGAAGAGGAUCGGAGGAAAGAAGAGAGUAGGAUUGCUGCGCAGAAGAAGGCUGAAGAGCUAAAGCGCAAAGAAGAGGAAGAGAAAAAGAGGAAAGAGGAGGAGGAGAGAAAGCUGGAGGCGGAGAGGAAGAGGAAAGCGGAAGAGGAGAGAAAGCUGAGGGAAGAGGCGGAUAGGCAGAGGAAGGCGGAAGAGGCGAGGAAAGAAAGAGCUGCCGAUCAGUCUUCUGUUCAAGGGCAGUCUGGUGUCCCAAAACCUCCCCCUGCUGCGCCGAUUGUUACUUCUAAGGGGUUAGGGCGCUAUGUGUCUAGUGGUGCAAGCUCUGGAAGAGCUGGGGGCUAUAACCCCAAUGUGAUAGGUGCGAAGGAUACCGUCGGGGACAUAUAUUAUAAAACUUAUACUGAAGCGGAACGUGGUGAUGCUCCUCAUCAAGCCCCUUGGAGCUUAAGGCAGAAGGAUACGUUUGUUGAAUUUGGUCCUUCUCGCGAUUGGUACUUGAACCAAUUCACCCCUGGCGAAGUUAACCGUCAAAAGGCGAAGCCGCAUGAAAUGUUGUACCGCACUUACAUUCUUGCCGAGGCCAACGCUCGAUCUGCUAACCAUCAGAUAGUUCGCUAA
Messenger RNA from Helianthus annuus (common sunflower), 2875 nucleotides. RefSeq lists its product as uncharacterized. NCBI's taxonomy places the organism in Eukaryota, Viridiplantae, Streptophyta, Magnoliopsida, Asterales, Asteraceae. The transcript is spliced from 6 exons. The coding region runs from base 890 to 2875 and encodes 661 amino acids. The record is from RefSeq and is a predicted model, not a curated record.